GAGCCGCGAGUCGAGCCGAGCCGCUGCCCCCGCUGCCCGCCGGCGCCGGGUGGGGGUCCCGGCGGCUGGAUGGGCAGCGGCGGCGUGGGCCGCGGGCGGCGAUGGGCGAGGAGCAGAGCACGGUGAGCGGCGGCAGGCCCCAGGAGGCGGGAGACCCCGCUGGAGGCGCCACAGGCCACCCCGAGCCCCCAAGGCCGCGGGGUGACAGCGCCGGGGCGCCGGGGCCGUGCGCCGCCUCCGCGGAGCCGAGCGCUAGUGGCUGCGGAAGCGACUCGUGCUGCGCGGACCCGAGCGCCCGGGAGCCCACGAGGAGCCGGGAAGCCCCGUGCUGGACGAAGAGCGAAGCAGCCGGGCAGCCCGCGGGAUUGGCACUCACCGGACCCCUCAACCCCCAGACUUUGCAACAGCAGCUGGAAGAAGAGGAGAAAGCUGGGGACCGAAACGAGGGAAGGGGUGAACAGCAGGAGGCGCCCCUUGGAGCGGAGCCAGAACCCAGGACCCGCGUCGGGACCCGGGACGGACUGGUCCUAGACGUGCUGGGUCAGCGGCGCCCGCCCCCCGCCAAAAGACAAGUCUUCUGCUCCGUGUACUGCGUGGAGAACGACCUGCCCCUGGACUCCACUGCUGAGCACCGCUCUCCGCCCGCCUCGCCACCUCGGGCUCCGCCGGUGACGGAUCCUCCCAGCCCGCGGCUGCCCCUCCCAACGGACCCCCUGUCCCCCGAUGGCGGCAGCAUUGAGCUGGAGUUCUACCUGGCGCCCGAGCCGUUCUCCGUGCCCGGCCUGUUGGGAGCUCCACCCUACUCUGGCCUGGGUGGGGUAGGGGAUCCGUAUGCGCCCCUCAUGGUGCUGAUGUGCCGGGUGUGCCUGGAAGACAAGCCCAUCAAGCCCUUGCCCUGCUGCAAGAAAGCCGUGUGCGAGGAGUGCCUCAAAGUCUACCUGAGCUCCCAGGUACAAGUUGGCCAAGUAGAAAUCAAAUGCCCUAUCACAGAAUGUUUUGAAUUCCUAGAAGAAGCAACGGUGAUCUAUAACUUAACUCAUGAAGACUCCAUCAAAUAUAAGUACUUCUUGGAACUUGGUCGUAUUGAUUCCAGCACCAAGCCAUGUCCUCAGUGCAAGCACUUUACAACCUUCAAGAAAAAAGGACAUAUUCCCACCCCUUCCAGAUCAGAAAGCAAAUACAAAAUCCAGUGCCCCACUUGCCAAUUCAUCUGGUGUUUUAAGUGCCACUCUCCUUGGCAUGAAGGUGUUAACUGCAAGGAAUACAAAAAAGGAGACAAAUUGUUGCGUCACUGGGCCAGCGAAAUUGAGCAUGGGCAGAGGAAUGCCCAGAAGUGUCCAAAGUGCAAGAUCCACAUCCAGAGGACUGAAGGAUGUGACCAUAUGACCUGUUCACAAUGUAACACUAACUUUUGUUAUCGAUGUGGGGAGAGAUACCGCCAGCUCCGUUUCUUUGGAGACCACACAUCAAACCUCAGUAUAUUUGGAUGCAAAUAUCGCUACCUCCCAGAGAGACCUCAUCUAAGGAGAUUAGUGCGAGGGUCGGUCUGUGCUGGAAAAUUAUUCGUUGCACCUUUAAUCCUGGUCUUGGGAUUAGCACUAGGGGCCAUCGCCGUUGUAAUUGGUUUAUUUGUAUUUCCUAUCUAUUGCCUUUGUAAAAAACAGAGAAAACGAUCACGGACAGGUAUGCACUGGUGAAACGCAGAUGAGUUCAUCUAACUAAGCUGGUUCGGGUAGGAGCUAUACAGAAUGGUAUACCCGCCUGAGAGUCGCAUCUUGAAAAACACAGAGAGGAAUCUUCUGCCAUCUCGUCUCACCGGGGUUCUCUGCAGGCCACAAUGCCCUAGUGCCGGUGCACUCCCAAAAUGGUACCCUGUCCUUAUACAAAUUGCUGCUUUACAAAAUUGGUCACUUUCAUACACUAUAAACAUCUGUAUCAUAGUCUGACCUUAAUGAGUCUUGGAAGAUAUUUUCAUUAAGAACCAGUUAUCCUCAGAAUUGUCUGAGCAUACCUCUCCUGAGCAUUGCUUGGAUUAUCUUUGUAUCUGAACCCUCCUCUAGCCCAUCUUGUGAGACUUGGUGUGAAUAACUGAAGUCCCACCUGUACCAACAAGCAACGCCACUUUUCAGAAGAUAAAGGCUCCCUGUAUGUCCCUGGUUUCAUCUGUGGCCCAAACAAUAUAAUUCCUUCAUUCUUCAGAUGCUGUAAUUGUUUAAAAUCUAAAUGCCCAAAAGGGAACUAAUGAAACUAAAUUAAUGAGAAGAAUCAUGAGUUACUGAAGUGUAUAUGUGUAGGGGUGCAAAUGUGUGUGUGUGUGUAUAAAUAUCUGUAUUAAAACUUGGCCUAGUAACCUUGUACUUGUCAAGUUCCAUGCCUCUACACUCUUUCCACAUUUUCAUAGACAUAUUUAAAGAUGAUGGUUCCUUUGUGGGCAUAAUUUGGUAAUGUACUAAAUUAAAGUCAAUGUAGACAACAGGCUAUUUCAAUGUUGACCCUUUCUAUUUCUUGCUCUCUUUGUCUCAAACACACAAACACACACACACACACACACACACACAGAAAGAGAGAGAGAGAAAAAAAUAUGUGCAAUGUCACCCCAAGGAUCAUGGAACUUUAUAAACUGACAAAACUGAUAGACUGAUUUUAGGAAACUUAAGACCUGAACAUUCAGUUUUUCUCAGAUUUCUUAUGUUUUGGCAUACAUGUUUCACUAUAUGAAUAAAUCCUUCAGGCAAAAUUAGUUAAUUUAAAUAGCAAGUUUGCUAUAGACAGAACUGCUUAAACCUUUAAACAAAUCCCUAUUCUACUUAAUUUUUCACCAAUUUGUAAUUACAGAUAAUUCUGCUUUAGGUCAAGGUGUGAUAUUAUUUACUACCCCAUUUUCUUACCUCUUCUCUCUUUUUAAUUUGUCUACAAGUUUUUCAUAAAAACAAAUACUAGUUUUAAAGGAUUUUUCUUAUGUUUACUGCUUAUAUGCAUAAUAAUGUGCUGGUAUCUUCUUAUGGAGGAAUAAUUUGAAAACAAAACUUUUGUGUUUGUGGGUUUAUCUAAAAUAUAAACUGCUUUUGGAGAAGGAAACAAACAAACAAAACAAAAAAAAGAAGGAAAUAUUUUCAGGAAGUUUUACCAAGCUGAGAAGUCUUUAAAAGUAAGAAAAGGGACAAGUAACUAAGUUAUGUUUUUCCUUUGUUUCAUCACAAAAACUCAUCAGCAGAAAGGAAGUAGUCCCCUAAGAAGCCUAAAGUUUUCACUUGUUUGCAAAUCCUUAAAGUUAGCUAUCUGCAUAGAUGUAGCAUUUAUUUGACAGCAACCUUGUCUGAAUUGAAAUACAUUAUGUGAUAAAACAUGCAUUAACAUGGAUAGUUUGUCUUGGGCUACAGAAUAUAAGAACAUUUAUCAUUUUUAUUUGACCUAAAAAAUCCAUGAUAGUGAAGUUUACUUGAAAGGAUAACAAGCCAACACACUUCCAUUCUUUCUGGAAAACACUCAGAAUAGCUAUAGCAUACUUCUGGACUAGACUAUUUACAGGUAGAGGAGGGUGUACCAUUUAUGGUUCUGGAAUGGAUAUUUCUAAAGCAUAACAUGAUAGAAGAAAAAGGGAUGUGUUCUAGUUUCACAAAAUGAUCUUUCCAUCCAUUCAUCCAUCCAUCCAUUCAUUCAACAAAUAUUUAUCGAGUGCCUAUUCUACGUGCUCUAGUAUUAAAACUGAGAGAUUGAGAAUUUCUAGCCUAAAUCUAUGUAAUUCUGUCAUAAAUUGCUUAAUUUUUAUAAAUUUGUCUUUCCCAGAUGUAGGUGUUAUUUUGACAAUAUGUGAAUAUGAUGAUUCUAAAUCUAGUGGACAUGUUUAUGUAUGAUAUAUAUGAAUGUAUAAAUAAUAUUUCCAUAAAAUAUUAUGUAUGUUAUAUAUAUUAUCCAUAUGUUUAUGUAUGAUAUAUGUAUACAUAUAUAAUAUUCCCAUAGGUGCAUAUGAAUACAUAUGCCAUACACAUAUAUACCAACUGGCUAAAUAACAUACUCUCUAGUCUUAGAUAAUCUAUUUUCUUCGGUUAUUGUAUCUGUUGUCUUUGGCCUACUCAGGGAUUUUUAGUCCUUUCUUUGAAUAACUUAUCUUGAGGAGAUAUUUUUAUAUUAUUUGGAAAUGUUCCAAUUUUCCAGUUACAAAGUGGUAUCUGUUAUCAGUGAAAGCAGUUUCAUCAAUGCUUGAGCUAACAUGCACUGUGUUCCACAGGAUUGUUCUUUUCUAUGGCAUAGAUUUUUUUUAAUUAAUGUAUGCAUUUUUCUCUUAAAGUGUUACAUAUUAGGCCUUUCCCUGUUGGUGACUUAAUUAUUUGUCUUUUUUUUUUUUUUUUAACUAAGUGUCGUCAAGAUCUUAAAAAGAAAGAAGAAAAUACAAAAGGAUUAUUUAUAUGUUAGUGCCAACAUGAAGGUAAAACAAUAGUAAUAACUUUUGAGAUGAAUUCUCAAAACUACUUUAGAGAAUGAAGCGUACACAUAAAAUAAAUAUCUUUCUAUCCAAAGGUUGUCAUUUUUAUAUGUUUUUAUUGUAAAUUUAAUAUAUACUUCUUUUAAAAAAUCAAACCAUUUAGAAUUAUAAAACACAAAUUUCUCUGCCUAAGCCACCCCUUGUUUUCUAGGGGUAACCACUGUUAAUGGUUUGGUGUGUGUCCUUCCAGACACUUUCUACAAAUAUACAAAUAAGUGUUUGUGCGUGUAUGUGUCUGUGUGUAUGUUAGUUUUAUACAAAUAUAAUAAUAUUCUUACUGUCCUGUGCCUGUUUUUCAUUUUAUUAUAUAUUGGUAGACACCUUUCCAUAACAGUUCAAAUAGAUUUACCUCAUUCUUUUCUAAAUUACUACAUAUCCAUUGUGGGGCUAUACUUUAAUUUAUUCGUUUAGUGCCCUACUGAAUGGACAUAAAGAUUGUUUUUACUUCUCCAGUAUAAAGCAUCAAUGAAGAUCCUUUACAUAUAUUGCUGUCACUUUUUGUUAACAUUCCCAUAGUUUUUUAAUUUGGUUUUUAUGAGAUAUUUGUAAUAAAAUUUUAAUGCAUUUUCAGUGAAUGAAAUCAUGAAGAUAGUAUAUUUGAGACCUUUUUCUUGGAGAAAAAGAAAGACUAUAUAGAAGUGCAUAACUUUUAAAGAAAAGCAUCUUUUGCAGGAUACUUUCCCCUUCUUGAUUAGCCAAAUACAUACCUUGCC
Molecule: messenger RNA, 5196 nt
Organism: Rhinolophus ferrumequinum (greater horseshoe bat)
Lineage: Eukaryota; Metazoa; Chordata; Mammalia; Chiroptera; Rhinolophidae
Gene: RNF217
Product: ring finger protein 217
Exons: 6
Coding region: 102-1697 (531 amino acids)
Biological process (GO): positive regulation of proteasomal ubiquitin-dependent protein catabolic process; ubiquitin-dependent protein catabolic process; protein polyubiquitination
Cellular component (GO): ubiquitin ligase complex; cytoplasm
Molecular function (GO): zinc ion binding; ubiquitin conjugating enzyme binding; ubiquitin protein ligase activity
Source: RefSeq, a predicted model, not a curated record